Molecule: messenger RNA, 2641 nt
Organism: Nerophis ophidion (straightnose pipefish)
Lineage: Eukaryota; Metazoa; Chordata; Actinopteri; Syngnathiformes; Syngnathidae
Gene: zdhhc15b
Product: zinc finger DHHC-type palmitoyltransferase 15b
Exons: 11
Coding region: 52-1056 (334 amino acids)
Biological process (GO): synaptic vesicle maturation; peptidyl-L-cysteine S-palmitoylation; protein targeting to membrane
Cellular component (GO): Golgi apparatus; endoplasmic reticulum
Molecular function (GO): protein-cysteine S-palmitoyltransferase activity
Source: RefSeq, a predicted model, not a curated record
ACGCCCAGGAAGUCUAGCCGAGCGCAGAGCACCUCCGCGCUUCGAUGGAGUAUGGCGCUCUCCGGAGGCUUGAGAUGCUGCCAGAGGGUUUUCUCCUGGAUUCCCGUGCUUAUCAUCACCUGCGUGCUGCUGUGGUCCUACUACGCCUACGUCUUCCAGUUGUGUCUGUUCACCCUGUCCAACACUUUGGAGAAAGUGGCCUAUUUACUGGUGUUCCAUGUGUGCUUUGGGAUGUUUUCCUGGACCUACUGGCAGUCCAUCUUUACACCUCCUUCUUCACCAUGCAAGAAGUUUCAGCUGUCGUACUCAGAAAAGGAACAAUACGAGAUGGAGGAGAGGCCGGAUGCACAGAAACAAAUCCUGGUAGAGAUUGCUAAGAAGCUUCCCAUCUAUACCCGAGCUCAGUCUGGAGCUAUCAGGUUCUGCGACCGCUGCCAGGUGCUGAAGCCUGACCGCUGUCACCACUGCUCGGUCUGUGAAAUGUGUGUUUUGAAAAUGGACCAUCACUGUCCCUGGGUGAAUAACUGCGUGGGCUUUUCCAACUACAAGUAUUUCCUGCUUUUCCUCUCCUAUUCCAUGCUUUACUGCAUAUUCAUCGCAGCCACUGUCUUUCAGUACUUCAUCAAAUUCUGGGUGGGGGACUUGCCAAAUGGGCCUGCAAAGUUCCAUGUCCUCUUUCUCAUGUUUGUGGCACUCAUGUUCUUUGUCAGUCUCAUGUUCCUCUUCGGUUAUCACUGCUGGUUGGUGGCCAAAAACAGAUCCACUUUAGAGGCUUUCUCUGCUCCGGUUUUUGUCAACGGACCAGACCGACAUGGCUUUAACAUUGGCAUACGCAGAAAUCUGCAGCAAGUGUUCGGAAAAGACCGGAGACUGUGGUUUAUUCCAGUUUUUACAAGCCAAGGGAACGGCCACUACUUCCCCUUAAAGAAUCGGAGAGAGUGUCAAAACCCCUUGCUAGCCAGCGAGGAGAUUUGGGAGGAGUCAGACGACGCCUCAGAGGAAGGAAGCUGGGUUGAGGAUGAACACCUGUCUGUUACCAUCGAGAGGGAGGACUAGCACGUUCAUGUGAGAAGUGACUGCUGCACACAGACCCAACCUGUGGAUGAUGUUUUCCUCUGGUGAAAAAGACAAUGUGACCAAGCAGCCGUCUGCUUCCUGUCAUCGCAGCAAGGUGAAUGAAGCACAGUGUCAUGUGAUCAUGUCAACAUGUGUACAUGUGUGUCAUGUGAUCAUGUCAACAUGUGUACAUGUGUGUCAUGUGAUCAUGUCAUCAUGUGUACAUGAGGUAAGCCAUGCUUCUCUGUAUCCCCUUCUGCACUCGUCUAAUGUUACCUGGGCGGAAAGCUCAGUUGUGUCACAGAAGAAGCGUAUCGUAUUUAUUUCCUCUCCGCUAGCUCGCGCCUUAAACACUUUUACAUACGUCGCCCUGUGUUUUGGGAGCCCAUUUUCCCAGGGAAUGUUCUGGACUGUGCUGUAUUUUAGACAACUCUCCAUCUUUUAUUGUUACAUUUAGGUUGGUAAAGGGAAGAGACUUAUUUAAAUCAUUUAAUAUCAAAGCAUGUAAGACAGGGGUGUCCAAAGUGCGGCCCGCCACACAUUCUGCAAAAACUGCAAGAUUGAUAGUAUUGCAAAAAUGUAAAAAAAACAUUUAAAAAAAAGUGGAAUGAGGUGAAAUCUAAUGAGAAAAAGUGGCAAUGUUGACACAAAGCUGCCAUGCAGGCGGUUUGUUUUUUUCCUUUUGUCUUUAUUUUCUUUUUUUUUUCCAUUGGUCAAACAAAACAAAAAAAAAGAACAAAAAAAUCAAUGUCAUAAUAAAUAAAUAAAUGGGUUGCACUUGUAUAGCACUUUUCUACCUUCCACAUUUACCCAUUCACACACUGAUGGAGGGAGCUGCCAUGCAAGGCGCUAACCAGCAUGAACUAUUACUUAGAAAUGAUCACUUUAAAAUGUUUUAUGUGGAAAAAAUAUUGCAUAUGUUGUGUGGUUGCCAUAUAAAAGUUUUGACAAAAGAGCAUAAAACAAACAAAAAUAUAGUUCAAACUUAAAAUCGACAGAUAUAUCAAAAGUUGAUCUUGAAAUUUAAGUGAUAAAAGUUUAAAAAAAAAAACUAAUAAAAAUGCAUCACUUUAUGAGUGGGGAACAUUUGGGAUCUCAAAUAUAUUUAGUAGGAUUUUAUUUAACUUUUCACUGUGAUUACUCAAAAAUAUUAAAUAAUUAAAAUCAAUGGUGUCCUGCAUUAUUGUUUUUUGAGGGCUUUAAUUGCUAAAUAAAGGAACUCUCCUGAAGGAAUAUAAAGUACUAUCUAUCUAUCUAAAUACUGCAUAUUUCAGUUUUACUCUAAAAAACAAAGUUGUCUUUGACAGAAUCUUAGUUGUUUUACUUUAUAUCAACUUCAAGUUGAUAUAGAAUUUACUGCAAGCAUUAAAUACAAAAGAAUAAUAAUUUAGUGACUGAGACCCUCUAUGCUCCCCAGGAGCCCUAAGGAUUAAAAAUAAAAAUCUUUAUAUUUUGUUAUGGUUAGAAAAUGAAAAAUAUCCAAAUGGCCCCCGCAUGUUUACAUUUUUCCAUGUGGAAAAAGUUUGGACACCCCUGAUGUAAGAGAUAUGAAGAAUCAUAUCCUAAAUACUUAUGUGCUCAACAA